AUGUCUAUAGAUUUGACAAAGCCUUUCUUUUAUGGAGAUGAAAAGGAUGACAUCGAUGGAUUUCUUUUCGAUUAUGGAAGAUAUGCUAAGUCAAAAGAUUGGGACGAAGAAACAAAAUGUGAGAUGGAUACGUUAAAAGAUGGAAUAGUGAAAGUAAUCAAUGCGAGAAGUGAUGAAAAGUUAAAAAUAAAUCAUCUUAGAAAUAUUAAACAAGGUGAAAAAGAGAUAUUACGGG
Scutellospora calospora is the source of this 235-nucleotide messenger RNA. The record is from the annotation of a GenBank genome assembly. NCBI's taxonomy places the organism in Eukaryota, Fungi, Glomeromycota, Glomeromycetes, Diversisporales, Gigasporaceae.